AUGCUGACGCUAUUGAGGCCAGUACCGAGGAUAUUGAGGCCAUUAUCCAAGUCUCAAUUGAGACCUUUAAGCUAUAUUAGACCACUUAACAUAGUACGUCCACAAAUAUCACUGAUAUCGAUCAGGAUAGGCGUUAGAUGGAAUUCACAACUAUCACCAUCACAAGAGGAAAAUAGACCAAAACCAGUUAAGCAGAUAUUAGAACCGAUUCAAAAAAAGGAAUCUUCAUACAAGGAUGCAGUACGACUUUUCUCAUUAGCUAAACGGGAUUGGAGACUACUUUGUGCAGCGAUUGCAUUAUUGACAAUCUCGUGCGUUAUAGGUAUGAGUAUACCUAAAGUGAUUGGUUUGGUUCUUGAUGUUUUACGAAAGGGUAUUGAAGGCAAGGAUCUACAGAAUGUUAAUAUGGAUGAUCUGGGUCCCAUUGCGUUUGGACUCACCAUUUAUCAAUUUUUAGGCGUGUUUGCAGGGUUAUUACUUGUGGGGACAGCUGCUAAUUUCGCUAGAAUUGUCAUGUUAAGAAUUCUAAGUGAAAGAGUAGUUGCCAGGUUACGUUCCGGUGUUAUGAAUAAGACUUUACAUCAAGAUUCUGAAUUUUAUGAUACGCAUAAAGUGGGUGAUUUAAUAUCUAGAUUGGGAUCAGAUGCGUACGUCGUUUCUAGAUCAAUGACACAAAAGGUUUCAGAUGGGUUUAAAGCGCUUAUCUGCGGUGGUGUUGGUAUUGGAAUGAUGGUAUCUAUUUCCCCAGAACUAUCAGGCGUACUUCUUUUCUUUGCACCUCCCAUACUAUGGAGUGCAUCUGUUUUUGGUAAGAAGAUUAGGCAUACUUCGAAGGAUUUGCAAGAAGCUACAGGUCAAUUGACCCGAGUCGCUGAAGAACAAUUAAGUGGUGUAAAGACUGUGCAGUCCUUUGUUGCUGAACAACGUGAAUUACACAGGUAUAACGGUGCUAUUAGAGGAAUUUAUAAUGUGGGAAGAAAAGCAGCUUUCAUAAAUGCAGAAUUCUUCACUUCAACAACCAUGCUUGGUGAUAUGUCAUUCAUUGUGGUUUUGCUAUAUGGAUCGUAUUUGGUCUUACAAGGUUCAUUAACCAUUGGUGAUUUGACUGCAUUCAUGCUUUAUACUGAGUAUACGGGAUCUUCAGUAUUUGGUUUGACGACUUUUUACUCGGAAUUAAUGCAAGGUGUCGGUGCUGCUUCUAGAUUGUUCGAUCUGACCGAUCACAUCUCAUCAAUUAGUCCUACAAAGGGUCAGAAAUACAUUCCUGGUAAAGGUGAUAUUGAGUUCAAGAACGUUUCCUUCAGCUAUCCAACUAGACCAGAAAAUCAGAUCUUUAAGGAUAUCAAUAUUAAGGUACCACCAGGUUCCAACGUUUGCAUUGUGGGACCCAGUGGUAGAGGUAAAUCCACUAUUGCCCUGUUACUAUUGCGUUAUUACAAUCCAACAAAUGGUCAAAUUUUAGUUGAUGGUCAGGAUAUUUCUAAAGUUAAUUGUAAAACGUUGAGACGUCAUAUUGGGUUAGUACAGCAAGAACCCAUUCUCAUGUCGGGUACCAUUAGAGACAACAUUACCUACGGUUUAGCUGAACCGGCUACAAAAGAGGAGAUACGAUCUGUCGCCAAGCAGUGCUUUUGCCAUAAUUUUAUCACUAAAUUCCCCGAUGGGUACGAUACCAUGAUUGGCGCUCAGGGUGCACUGUUGAGUGGUGGUCAGAGACAACGUAUUGCGAUUGCUAGAGCUUUGAUCAAGAAACCUAACAUCUUGGUCUUAGACGAGGCAACUUCAGCACUUGAUGUGGAAAGCGAAGGCGCUAUCAAUUACACUUUCGGUCAAUUGAUGAAGAGUGGAUCGAUGACCAUUGUAAGCAUUGCUCAUCGUUUAAGCACAAUAAAAAGAUCCGAGAAUGUUAUUGUACUUGGUAAGGAUGGAUCAGUAAUUGAAGCAGGUAAAUUUAAGGAAUUGUUUGCUAAUCCUAACAGUGAACUAUGCAAACUACUAACUGAGAAAUCAAGUAGAUCAGAUGGGAAUGAUAGUCUGCCACCACCGCCUCCCAAUGCAACACAAGAUAAAGUAGUGGAACAGAUUGCUGAAAAGAUUUUGGAAAGAUUUCCGGAAGCUGGUCAAUCUCCUGACGCAACAGUGAAAGAAAUCUUCAAGGAUGUUUCAAGUGAGGGCAAACCUAUCAAGAUAACACCUUGA
Molecule: messenger RNA, 2199 nt
Organism: Zygosaccharomyces rouxii
Lineage: Eukaryota; Fungi; Ascomycota; Saccharomycetes; Saccharomycetales; Saccharomycetaceae
Gene: MDL2
Product: ATP-binding cassette permease MDL2
Exons: 1
Coding region: 1-2199 (732 amino acids)
Biological process (GO): transmembrane transport
Cellular component (GO): membrane
Molecular function (GO): ABC-type oligopeptide transporter activity; ATP hydrolysis activity; ATP binding
Source: RefSeq, a predicted model, not a curated record